Molecule: messenger RNA, 3680 nt
Organism: Owenia fusiformis
Lineage: Eukaryota; Metazoa; Annelida; Polychaeta; Sabellida; Oweniidae
Source: the annotation of a GenBank genome assembly
UGAAAUGUUAUUAGAUUAUUACCCGGGAUUAUUACUACAUAAUUGACACUUUCUUAAUCAAAAUUAUAUUUUUUUGUAAUCCAUAAAAUGUCGUCAAUCUAUUUAGAUAUAAAAUAAGAUUUGAUGAACAGCUACAGUGGAAUAAAUGAAUGAUUUCGCCUAGUUGUUUAUAAGUUUCGCACAAUCGCUAUAGAGAUGACGUCACUUUAUUCACAUGUAAAUAAUGUUGUGAGUUGAAUCCAAAGCAAACUCAUAAUAACGUAUUGAUUGCCACAAAUUCCGCAUAAUUUCAACUGUUUUAUAAUCUUGGAACUGUUAAACAGCAAAUACAGCCUGCAGAUAAUAUGGGUUGUGGAAGUAGUACACCAGAAGAGGGGCAGCUUCAUGAGAGACGACCAGUCAAGAAGGUUGCACCUUACCCAAAACAAGCCCCACAAGACGAGCCAGAUGGCGAAAUAAAGAAACCAGUUGCACCUGUUGCACCCAUGCAACAACAACAAGCAUACAACCAACCCCAAAGUCAAAACCCCCCUCCUUAUUCUGCACCCCCUCCACAACAAGGUGGACACCCCCAAACUCAAGCUUACCCAGUCCAACAAGCACCUGUUCAGCAACAACGAGCACAUGUUCAGCAACAACAAGCACCUGUUCAGCAGCAACAAGCACCUGUUCAGCAACAACAAGCACCUGUUCAGCAGCAACAAGCACCUGUUCAGCAACAACAAGCACCUGUUCAGCAGCAACAAGCACCUGUUCAGCAACAACAAGCACCUGUUCAGCAGCAACAAGCACCUGUUCAGCAACAACAAGCACCUGUUCAGCAACAACAAGCACCUGUUGUACCUCCCCAAUCCAGGCCAUCCUCAUCCUCCUCAUCCUCCUCAUCCUCCUCAUCCUCAUCAGGAUCAUCAAUAAGUAGUGAGAAGUCUGUUAAAAAGCAGUCACCUGUUCAAGACCAACAAGCCCCUGCUCCAGUCCAACAAGCCCCCGCUCCAGUCCAACAAGCUCCUGUUGCAGCUGACCAAACACCUGCUGCACCUCCACAAACUCAAUCUCAGCCUGGAGAAGAAGAAAAGACAGAAAUUGAAGUGAAAGAAAUGCCCAUUACAAAAGAUCUUCUCCAGAAAUAUAUUGAGCUUGAAAAACAGUCCAGAAUUUAUGAGAAAAAGAAUAUACAUAAGAAAGCUGCUGCCAUGAAUAAUGACCUACAAAACAUUGAGAAACAGAUUCAAGAGAUGGAAGUUCAAUAUUCAAAACUGGCUGAAAUAACGGCUAAGGAAAAACAAGACGUUGACAACAUGAAAGCACCAAAUGUCAUCAACUACUUCAAAGAAAAUAAUCUGUCAUAUGAUUCUAAACUCAGCAAAGAGCAGGAAGAGUACCUUGACGCCUUGAAUGCUCAAGAAGUUGCUAAGAAAGAGUUAGACCUCCUGAAGAACAACGAGACAAAGAUGAGGUCAGAUCUUGACUCUAUGAAAGAUGAGGUGAAGAAACUGGAUGAUAUCUAUAAGGAACAAGAUGAGAUGUUGGCUUCAAUAUUUGAUGGUAAAUAUGGAAGUGAAACUGAAAACAAACUGGAGAUGGAAUUAGAUGGUGUCAUGGAGCGUAAACAGCGCGUCAGUGUAGCCAGAUAUAAGUGGUCCAAUGCUAAAGUUCUCUUACAACACUCCUGCAACCAACUAGCAUUCGCAUGUAGGAAAUGGCAGAGUCUAAAUGCUUGUAAACCCAAUGACACAAGAGGAAGAUACCAAGCUGCUACAGAAACCCGAAACAACCUCAUUGCUGCAAGUCAAAAUAUCGCAAGCGCCCAACGUUACCUCACAGGGAUAACCUUCCCCUAUUGUAAACCAGACGAGGUUGAGACUCUAAACAAGGCAGUGAAUAACAUCUACAAUGACAUGCAGUCUCCUGACAGGCACAACCAUGCACUGCAGUGUUAUACUGUCACACAUAAGAGAGCUGCUGCCCUUGUUCAGUGGUUUGAAAGUGUAAUAACUGGGACCAUAGCCAAAGAUCUGAAUGAUGCAAAAACCAAAGAAAAUGAACUUGACAAGAAACUGCGAGAUGAAAGGCUUCGACUGAUUCAACAGAAAAUUAAAGAGGUUAUUGGAGAAGAUGUAGAUAUCGAUGUCACAGAUGAGACUGAGUCUGAUGGUGAUGAUGUUGAUGAAGUCAUGGCACAACUCUUUGAACCUGACAAUGUUUCUGAGGCAGGAGAUUUAUCCAAUGGAGGGGAUGAAGCUAACGCUGAGGAAGCUGGAGUUGCUAUACCUGCAGGUCAGGAAGGUCUUACUCCUGCUGAGGGGGUGCAAGAAGACAGCAUGAUUAAUAUCACCCCUCUGCCACUCAAUGAACUGGCCCCACCACCAAAUAAUGAUGAACUUUUUGGUAACAUUGAUGAGCUAAAGAAACAGCAUGAGAAAGACAUGGAAGAGUUUGAAAAAGCCCAAGAGAUGAAUAAGAUACGUAUGGAACAAGGACUGGAGGAGAAGAUUAAAGCAAGGAGGUCCAGGAGACAAAGGCAGCAACUGAACAGCAUGCACAAUGAUGGAAGGGAUGUUUCCCUUUAAGUACAUAAUAUAAGGAGCAUUAUCAGAUAAGAUUCACAGCUGUAGUACAAAGACUUUAUUAACUUACAUAAAUAGGAAUGGUAAAGGGAGAGAGAUUGGCUUAGAGGGGGACAGUUGAGUUUGGCAUUUGCUGGGUUCCAUCCAUACUUCUAAUAAUAAGGAUAUCCCUAUUCCAUAUUACACAUAUCAAACUAUAGUCAAACAUAUUAAUACAAAUGCACAAAUGGAGAUCAAAGGAGAUCGCUCCAUGUUAAUUUUAGGGAUGGGUGGGUUAAUAAAGAAGGUGAAUGAAGUAAAUAAGAGAAAUGUGCAGUAUUUGCAAUACCAUAAAAGGGGUAAAAGGGGUUUCAUGAUGCAUUUCACCAUUUGAUACAUGUCUCAGUAUUAUUAGGUCUCUAUUGGAUUCUGGUAUUAAGAUUUUUGUAUGUAAUGAGUGUAAAUAGCAAAGCUAAAGCCAAUGAUAGGAAAUGUCAAACAUCUCUGGUUUAUUCAUCUGUGAUAUUAAAGAAAAAGUAUUGGGAAUUUAUAAUAUACUGUUUAACCUAGACCCGUAAUACAUGAGUAGUAACCAUAAAAGCUCACAAGGUACCAUGACUACUGUAAAGCGAAAUGUCAUGUGGUCUCCAUUUAUCAGACUUCUAAACACAAUGGCAUGAGGAUUAUUGCAAGGUACUAUAAAUCUUGCACGAUACUACCCAUGUCUUUCAGGACAUUGUCCAAGAAAAUCAAUUUUCUAAUGUCAGUACUUGUCAAUGAUUCUACUUACAUUGUAGAAUUUGAAUUAAACAGUGUUGUAAUAUUACUGUCGUAGUGUUGUAACUUGUCUUAGUUCAUAUCUCAUCUAUUCUUGUUAUCCACCUUGUCUUAAGCAGAGCUUAAGUUGUGGAUUUGAUAUGAGAUCAGUUCAGAAUGCUACAAUUAAAUGUCCGUCCAUAAUAUACUAAAUAUAAGUGCAUAAUUAACCGAAUAAUGAUGAAAUUAACAGCAUAAUUCACAAAAGAUGGCGUCAUGUUUUAUUGAAAGUAAUAGUGAGACAUCUUUUACUUGCUGGUAUUGACGUGAAUCAAAUCAUUGUGCAAUUCAGUGCAUAAUUUUGCCUUUACAAAAACU